Molecule: messenger RNA, 2965 nt
Organism: Dermatophagoides pteronyssinus (European house dust mite)
Lineage: Eukaryota; Metazoa; Arthropoda; Arachnida; Sarcoptiformes; Pyroglyphidae
Product: huntingtin-interacting protein 1-like
Biological process (GO): endocytosis; clathrin coat assembly; actin filament organization
Cellular component (GO): clathrin-coated vesicle; cortical actin cytoskeleton
Molecular function (GO): clathrin-cargo adaptor activity; actin filament binding; phosphatidylinositol-3,5-bisphosphate binding
Source: RefSeq, a predicted model, not a curated record
ACAUCGAUAAUAAAUGUUGAUGACGACAACAAUUAUAUGAUGACAAUAACAACACAACAACAACAACAUGAAUCUACAUGAUCGUCUUGUUUUUCCACGAACAAGUCUGGAUGUAAAUAGAGAUAAUUUUGAAAAAAGUUUCUUUACCAGCGUUCGAAAAGCUAUCAAUCCUACAGAAUGCCCGGUGAAAGAAAAACACAUUCGAAGAAUUGUUAUCGGAACAUUCAUAACGAAAUCUGGACAAAUUUUUUGGUCAUAUGCCCGCCGAUUACCAUUAGAUGCACAUCAAAUUGUUUGUUGGAAAUUUUGUCAUGUUUUACAUAAAGUAUUACGUGAUGGACAUCCAAAAGUUAUACCCGAUUCAUAUCGUUAUCGUCAAUGGUUAUUGGAAUUAUGUAAAAUGUGGGGCCUAUUAAAACAAGGUUAUGGUAAACUUAUACAUAGCUAUUGUUCAUUACUAGUCAAUAAAAUUGAUUUUCAUAUUCGUAAUCCACGUUUUCCUGGCAAUCUGAUAAUCACUGAUGGUGAUCUUGAUCGUAUCGGUGAAAAUGAUGUCAACAUUUUCUUUCAAUUAUGUUGCGAAAUUUAUGAUUAUAUGGAUGAAAUUCUUUGCCUACAAAAUAAUGUAUAUCUUUCACUUGAUACAAGCUAUUCUUCAUCGAUGACAAGUACUGGUCAAUGUCGUAUUGCACCGAUAAUUAUGUGUAUACAGGAUUCAAGUCAACUGUAUGAUUUUACAGUAAAAAUUUUAUUUAAACUUCAUAAAGCAUUGCCACAUUCAACAUUGGAAGGACAUAGAGAAAGAUUUCUUAAUCAAUUUAAAUUAUUGAAAACAUUUUAUUCCAAUUACAGUCGUUUACAAUAUUUUCAACAUCUAAUUACUAUUCCUAAAUUACCAGAGGAACCACCAAAUUUUUUUGUUCAAUCAAAUCUUAAUAGCCAUGUUACACCGAUAGUUGUUAUACCGGAACAACAACAAGAUGAUGGUGAAACAAAUGAAGAUAAUUUAUUGGAUCUAACAUUUGAUACUGAUUCGGAUAAAGUUAAUGAUGCAAUAGCGGGUUGGUCAUUUCAGGAUGAUGAAUCGAACAAAGUUAUUGUGGAAGAACGCAGUUUAAUUGAAGAAAAAGAUCGUAUCAUUGAAAGAUUUAGUAAUAGAAUCGGUGAAUUAGAAAUAGAAUUACAGCAGAAUAAAUUUGAAUUAGAAAAACGUAUCGAAGAUUAUAAACGACAAAUUGCUGAAUUAGAAUGUGCUGCAGCACAAAGAAUGGAACGUGAAGUUGAACAAUUGAAAAUGGAAAUGGAACGGCAAAAAUCUAGUGUUGUUGAAGAACAGGCAACAAAAUUUACCAAAAUGAAAGAAUUUUAUAAUAAAUUUCGUGCCGAACAUAUUGAAUUAUUGAAAGCGAAAGCUGAAAAUGAUAGACAAUUAGCCGUAACAUUAAGAUCAUUGGAACAAUUGAAAAAAGAAAAUGAGACCCUAUCAAAGCAAUUGGAUGAAAAUUGCCAUAAAGAUGUACAAAUGGAUUCAUUUGUUCAAUUAAAUAAUGAAUUAAAAGGACAAUUAUCAUUUGUACAACAACAAUAUGAAAAAAUUGCUAAAGAAUUUGAAACAUUGAAAAUAGAAAAAAAUGAUAUUGAUAAUCGUUAUGAAUUGACUAAACAAAAACUUGAACAUUCAAAUUAUGUUGAUGAGAUUAAUAAAAAAUUUAUCGCUACACUUUUAAAUGAAUCAACAAAAAUAUCUGAAAGAUUAAUUGAUGAAGAAAUGGAUCUUGGAUUGUUAUCGGUAAAUUGUAGUCCACAAUAUUUUUCAACACAAAUACAGAUAUUAAUCACAAGAUUUGGUGAUUAUGAACAUUCAAUUCAAUCAAAAUCUUAUUCAAUUAAUUUAUUUCAAAUGGCAUUCCAUUAUUAUUAUCAAUUAUUUUAUAUGAUAAAUUGUUCAAAAACAACUAUACGUAGUUUAUCUAAUAUUGAUCUUUCAAAUGAAUUAUCCGAAAAUUGUGUUCAUCUUGUUCAAUUGAAUAAUGAAUUUGUUCAAACAAUUUUAAAUAAUUUCCAUAACACUAAUGAUGGUAUUGAAAAAAUUCGACAAUGUUUACAAAAAAUUUAUGAAUUAACAUUGAAAGUAUUACCCGAAUUGGCUAUUAAUCAGAAAAAUUUAGAUCUAGAAUCAUUGCUCAAUAAAGAAAUGACCGAAAUGGAUCAAGCAAUUCAAUUGGCUGUUUCAAAAAUCGAACAAAUGUUAACGGAAUCAAAUGUUCAACAAACUGGUUUAAAAUUAGAAGUUAAUGGUAAAAUUCUGACUGCCUGUACAGCAUUGAUGCAAGCCAUUAGACAAUUGAUUCUUGAUUCAAAACGUUUACAAUUGGAAAUUGCAUCGAAACAGAAAGGAAAUUUUUCCAUCAAAGAAUUCUAUCAACGUAAUCAUCGUUGGACUGAAGGAUUAAUAUCGGCAGCUAAAACAGUUGCUGCUGAUGCAAAUCUUCUUGUUGAAACAGCCGAUAAAAUCAUUAGUGGUUCUGGUAAAUUUGAAGCAUUAAUGGCUGCAUCACAAGAAAUUGCUGCAUCAUGUGCACAAUUAGUUGUUGCAUCCAGAGUAAAAGCUGAAGCAUCAAGUCAAAAUUUAUCCAAUCUAUCGAAAUCAUCGAAAUCUGUACUUAAAGAAACUGGUAAUAUUAUUGCCAUUACUAAACAUUGUAGCAAAUUGAUUGAAGAAAAUGUUGAAACAGAUAUAUCGAAAUUAUCUUUACAUCAAGCUAAACGUUUAGAAAUGGAAUGUCAAGUAAAAGUAUUGGAAUUGGAAAAUGCAUUGGAAAAAGAACGUGUACGUUUAGCAUCGAUACGUCGACAACAUUAUCAUAUGGCUGAAUCAUUAUCAAAUUCGGAUUCAAAUUGAUCAAACAACAAAACAAAAUUUUUCAUUUUUAUAUUCAGAAAAUCUUAUUUCUUUCUUUGCAUU